CGCCGGUUCGGUCAGUGCGAUGCCAACUGUGUUAGCGUUCGCGUUACACGAUGACGAACGUCGUCAAUCAUCAUCUACCCUCGUGGUCCGCGGUCAUUGUGGUGUCGAUCGUAGCCGUCUCGUUGGCGCCGGUGUCGCUGUGUUCGGUGCAGCAAUCCAGCAGCGGCAACGGGCUAUGGGACGAUCUGAUGGGCAAGUGCGACGGUCCAAGGAACACGAUGGACUGCGUGCGCAGCCGGCUGUACAAUUACGUCGAUCACACGUUCGAAUCCGACUUUAACAUCACCGACGGGCUGAUAUUCACGAAGAACUCCAACAACUACGAGUCCAUGUGUCCCGAAAAUAACGAGACAACCACCACGUCCUAUCGGGAAGCCCGAGCUCCUGAAAUGGAAGAAGAAGAAGCAGUAGUCGAUGAUGGCUGGUCCGACGUCACAGAGCGGCUGUACAACAAGGGUGCCAAAUACUUGGCAACCCACGAUUUUGAAGCCACUGUACCAAGUUUUUUGGGUGGCGGACCCGGUGCUAGGGUUCGUCUGUCACCCAAAAAAAUUUUACCCGAUGGCGGCAUAAUUCUGCGAAUGGACGUGUUGCCGGCUGCAAGAGACGCCAGAUCGCCUAGAUUCAUGCACAAGAUGAUAAAGCAACUGUUCAAAAAGAAACUCAUGUCUAGCGGAAUGGCUCUGAUGUUAAUCAUCAAACUCAUCAAAAUCAAGCUGAUAUUCCUAUUGCCGCUGUUGAUCGGAGCGAGCGCCGCCAAGAAGAUACUGCUCAAAGUCCUACUGUUCAUCUUCCCGCCGUUGGCUCAUUUGUUCAAGCUAUGUUCGUACUAUCAUCAUCAUGCCUCCAAGUUCUAUCACUUCCACCAUCACAAGGUGAAGCACCAUCACCACCACCUCAAGAUCCCUGUACCGGUACCUGUUCCAAUCAAACCACCACCGAGCUACCACAGCGAUUACUAUCCUGCAGGUCCCACGUUGGAUCAUCCUCCGCCACCAGGACCAUACGACUCUCCCGAGACUUUGGGUGGCGGCAGUGACUAUUACAACCGUAAUGGUUUGGAAAUGAACAACGUGGUUUCGGACCAUGCAGACGAGCUGGCCAGUUGGGGGUUGGGUGAUUACGGGGAAGGCACGUCACAGUACGACGCCCCCAAAUACUCUUAUUCGGCAUCGCCCGCGCAGUACGAACCACUCAAGUAUGGUGGCGACGGCGGUGGAGGUCCUCCACCAUCGCCGUACGCUGAGAAGUACGUCAAGAGGUUGGACAACAAUCCCGCCUUGGUGAGACCGCCGCCCGCGCUGCAACAGGUGGCGACGCACGACCCAGUGUACACUCCGAUCGUACAGAAAUUGGAUGAGAUAUUCCAUGAAUUGGCUGUGCCCGAGGAAUCAUGCAAAGAGAAAUUAGUGUGCAAGAUGUACGGCGACCCCGGCAGAUUCAGUCCACACAGCAACCUGGUGUCCGCGCAAUUGAGCAGCGAGACGGCUGCGAGUUCCGGAGGAAGAACGGGCGUCAGCGCGGACGCGGCGAGACUGUGGCGUUAUGUACAAGCCGCAAAGGAAGGCCAAAAUGGAGAAGACUGUCGCAUCCUCUAUCAGACGUGCAACAUGAUCGGUCUAUGAUGACGACUGACUAGUGACUCACCGAAUAAAAAUUAAAGAUUUUUAACAUUAAUCAAAAAAAAUACAAAUACAAAAUUUUUCUACUCGGUCCACCACCGCUCUGUGCAUAAGUACAGUUCACACGAUUUUAGUAAUUAAGGCGUUACAGUUAUUCAUCCUUGACAAUAUCGAAUCACUUAAUUAUUAUUAUUUUUUUAAUGCGCUUAACGCUAACGAGRCACGCGCAACAUUUACGUAUAGGUAUAGAACAAAGUAAUAUAAUAAUAAUAUAUUAUACACACACAUCUAGUCACCUCAAUUCGUAGAUAUAGGGCAGCGGUCAUAGACAUACCUAACCAAACAAUAAUAAUUGUACAAAGACAAUCGAUCAUUGGUUAUUAUGUGUAUCUACCGUAUACGUAUACAACUGUUGAAAUUUGACUUAAAAGUAAAUAAAACUGCUUAUACUUAUAUUAU
Diuraphis noxia (Russian wheat aphid) is the source of this 2081-nucleotide messenger RNA. RefSeq names its product DUF1676 domain-containing protein Osi17 (gene Osi17). NCBI's taxonomy places the organism in Eukaryota, Metazoa, Arthropoda, Insecta, Hemiptera, Aphididae. Gene Ontology annotation, cellular component: membrane. The record is from RefSeq and is a predicted model, not a curated record.